Molecule: messenger RNA, 1826 nt
Organism: Phlebotomus papatasi
Lineage: Eukaryota; Metazoa; Arthropoda; Insecta; Diptera; Psychodidae
Product: obscurin-like
Exons: 6
Coding region: 509-1474 (321 amino acids)
Biological process (GO): synapse organization
Cellular component (GO): neuron projection membrane
Source: RefSeq, a predicted model, not a curated record
AGUUGGAGUUUCAACACUCGAUAUUUCGGUCGUGCUUUCGAAUGUUCUGUGAAAAAUUUCGGUAAUCACGUGAAAAUUUUUCAGUGAACACACCCGUCGCUUCCAAUCCCCCAAAAAACAUAUUUAUACACACAAUUUCCGUGAAGGCAUAUUUUUCAUUUUGCUUGAGGGGGUGCUCUAAAGUGGUGUCCGGAAAUUAUUCAAAAAUGGAAUCGAGAAUAUUUCUUGAUGGAUAAGACAAAUUUAUUGUGCCAUUUCUAAAAUAUAGUGGAAUUAUUGGAGGUCACAGGGACAAUAUCAAGCAAAAGCAGCACAUUUUUGGCAUUGGAUUAAUCGAAAAGCCUGAGUAAUAAGUGAUUAUUUGGGUCGCUGAAAAAUGGAGUGAAUCAAUUGUUGAAGUUCUAGCGAAGUAUCAAGAAUUUAAUGAAGUGGAAUUGUACAAAACAUAUGGAAUCUUCUGAGGUUAUAAAGCGUUUUAAGGUGUGAAGCGGCGCUCACGAGCGUCGCCAUGAGGCGGCGACGAGUGACGCUGCUACUGUUUGAAGUGACCCUAGUGGUCGCCUUGGUGUCAGCUCGAGGACCUCCUCCGCCCAUCAUACGACCACGUGAUGGUGAUCCUUUUGAUUCCUUGCCAAAAGGCUUCUGGCAAGAAUUCUCUUCUCCAUUCACGGAUACUCCAGACGGCGGUGACACUGAUGAUAGUGCAGAGUCCCUGGAAACAACUACCCGUGAACCUCAACCAUUUUUCGAGGAACCAAACACUACAACCAAUGUUACCACACAACUCGGAAGUCAUGUUCAUCUCCACUGUCGAGUAAAUGAUCUCCGGGAGAAGACGGUAUCUUGGGUCCGUCGUAAGGAAGAUCAAUUACAAUUGAUCACAUUUGGUCGUCAUACCUACAGUAGUGAUUCACGCUACCAGCUUGAGUAUCAACCUCCCAAUGACUGGCAGCUACUUAUCGAGUUCGCUAACGAACGCGAUGAGGGUCACUACGAAUGCCAAGUUUCGUCACACCCACCUCUCGUUUUCUUGGUUUACCUCACAGUUGUAGUUCCGCGUGUGGAAAUCGUGGACGAACGAGGCGGUGCCGGUGCAGACAAAUUCUACAAAGCUGGUAGUACCAUCGAACUGAAAUGUGUAAUCAGCAAGGUACCACAGCCAACAACCUAUGUCACGUGGAAACACGGUCAACGAAUGCUAAAUUACGAUACUAGCCGCGGUGGUAUUAGUGUAAAGACAGACUUGAAACCAGGCGGAGCAGUAAGUCGUUUGUACAUCGCAAAUGCUAACCGUCAUGAUUCCGGUAACUACACUUGCUCUUUGGCUGAUGUUGCCGCAACAACAGUCACCGUCCAUGUGCUCAAUGGUGAGAAUCCUGCCGCAAUGCAACAUGGUAGCUCUACGCGAUGGACCCCCUUGGCUUGGACAACAUUCCUGGCACUUCUUCCAAAUCUCGUUGUAAUCAUCCGGUGACGAUUAGAGACUUUUAUGUGCACAAUUGUGUAGAUGACGAAUUUUACAGUGAAAACAACAUUGUAUCAGUGGAUUAAAUCCUCAAAGCUCAAAACUCUCUACAAUGUGAGAUUAAUUUUAAAACCAUAUGCAGUGAAAAAUACAACUAACGAUCUCGUUAAGACUUGUCAGAGUGAGAAUUUAAACUUAUAUAGGAGAAAAUGACUCUUUGUCCUUCAUAAAUGACAGAACAAUGGAAUAUCAGAUACGUAAACUAGUGAUAUAUGAUAAUAUAGAUUGAAGAGAAAAUCAAAUUGCUAGUGAAUGUUUUAUCUUAAAUUAUCUUGGAAAAUUAAAUGUUGAUAGAGUCAGA